AUGGGCGUCCCGCGACUCAGUAGCACCGCACCAGCUGAGCCUGAGCUCGGGCGCGCGAGACGUCCGCACUUGUUGCUCGUCGACGACUCGCGUGAAGCACGCCUCAACGAAGAAACGUGGAAACCGGAGGGCUUAGAAGCGCAGUCAGGUGAGGUGUUCGGCAGCUCGUUGGACUACGCAGCAGCAUUGAUGCUCGCUGCUAUGGCGGCCGUGCUGCUAGCUGCUGUAGGCUAUCAGUGCGCUGCUACUUGGAGGUGGCUGAUGGGCAGAACUCGCCGCGACUCGCAAGACAGCAACUGCGAUUCACUCUCGCGCCAAGCAGCGAUCCGCAUUAGUCAUUCUCUUCCUGACCUUCAGACGGAGCCCCUGAAAGAAGAAUAUGUCCAGGAGCAUAAAGACGCAGCUAAGAAAGUCUUAAGGCAGACUACGCUACCCAUCGUACCAGACCGGCAUCAGACCUUCCAACGACAGUUGUCCCAUCGCUUGGAUCUUCCUUCGAUACAGUUCAGCAUCUGCAGCCUGGAACGUGCUGAUUCCUCCAUUGGAUUGAUAAAACCCGAACUCUACAAGAGCGAAUUAGUUCGCCAAUCGUCUACGGACAGCGCGGAGUUGGAAUUUUGUGGGAAACUGCACUUCGCUUUGAAAUACGACCAGGAAGUGGAAGCUUUGGUUGUUAAGAUAUUCGAAGCCCGCGAUUUGCCAAUCAAGGACGUCACUGGCAGCAGCGAUCCAUAUAUCAAGGUGUUCCUGCUGCCAGAUCGGAAGAAAAAGUUCCAGACUAAAGUUCAUCGCAAGAACUUGAACCCGGUUUUCAACGAGACUUUCUUGUUCAGUGUGCCAUACGAAGAACUACGCCAACGUUACCUCCAGUUUUCCGUGUAUGACUUCGACCGGUUCAGUCGCCAUGACCUCAUAGGCCACGUGGUUCUGAAAGGACUGCUGGAGUCAGCUGAUCUGACCCAAGAAAUAGAAUAUACUAUGAACAUACUGGCACCUCCACAGGAAAAGAAGGAUCUCGGAGAAUUGAUGCUUUCCCUUUGCUACCUUCCAACGGCUGGUCGGCUCACUGUCACCGUGAUUAAGGCGAGAAACCUCAAGGCGAUGGAUAUCAACGGAUCUUCAGAUCCUUACGUGAAAAUAUGCCUCAUAUGCCAAGGGAAGCGCAUCAAGAAAAAGAAAACUACCGUCAAAAAGAACACUCUGAACCCCGUAUACAACGAGGCGCUUGUUUUCGAUCUACCCGCUGAAAAUGUUUAUGACGUCACUCUGCUGGUGAAAGUCAUCGACUAUGAUCUAAUCGGUCAAAACGAGUUAAUCGGAUGUACAGCGAUCGGUUCCAACAUGAUUGGUAUCGGUCGAGACCAUUGGCUGGAAAUGCUGGAUAACGCACGCAAACCAGUCGCGCAGUGGUACCCGCUCAACAAGAGCUUACCAACCAACGUCCCAGUUUCCACCAAGGACCACAAAGACCAGAAUGCGGCACUGAAUUGCCUAAAUGUGAGAUGA
Messenger RNA from Leptosia nina, 1506 nucleotides. NCBI's taxonomy places the organism in Eukaryota, Metazoa, Arthropoda, Insecta, Lepidoptera, Pieridae. The record is from the annotation of a GenBank genome assembly.